Bufo gargarizans (Asiatic toad) is the source of this 1445-nucleotide messenger RNA. Its product is annotated as collagenase 3-like. Gene Ontology annotation, biological process: extracellular matrix organization; proteolysis; collagen catabolic process. The record is from RefSeq and is a predicted model, not a curated record. Gene Ontology annotation, molecular function: zinc ion binding; metalloendopeptidase activity. The transcript is spliced from 5 exons. NCBI's taxonomy places the organism in Eukaryota, Metazoa, Chordata, Amphibia, Anura, Bufonidae. Gene Ontology annotation, cellular component: extracellular matrix. Bases 48 to 833 code for a protein of 261 amino acids.
CUGUGAGCGGCACAGUCCAGUGCAGGCUGUGUCCUCUGACUGCCACAAUGAUGCAGGUGCAUUGCUUGGUCCUCCUGUCGCUGUGUUAUGGUGCACUCGCCAUGCCAAGACCCGAAAACAACGAAGACGUCAGCUCCACAGAUGAGGAUUUAGCACAGGACUACUUAAACAAAUUCUACCCACCCACCUCUAGAGAUAGAAAGACAUUUAGGGAAAGGCUGGAGGAAAUGCAAAAAUUCUUUAGGAUGAAAGUAACAGGAAAGCUGGACACAGACACCAUGGAUAUAAUGAAAGCCCCUAGAUGUGGCAUGCCAGACGUGGCAGAGUUCUCAACAUUCAAUGGAAGACCAAGAUGGCAGAAAAACUCCAUUACCUACAGAAUUUUGAAUUACACCCCGGAUCUUCCAGUCUCUGUGGUUGACAAUUCGAUCCAGAGGGCACUCAACGUUUGGAGCCAAGUCACUCCACUUAGCUUCACCAGAGUAAACAAUGGAGACGCCGAUAUUCUCAUCCAGUUCAAUGCGCGAUCACAUAAUGAUCAGAAUCCAUUCGAUGGCCCCAAUGGUGUACUGGCUCAUGCCUAUGGUCCUGGUGCUAGAAUCGGAGGUGAUGCCCAUUUUGAUGAAGAUGAGAGAUGGACAGAUAACCAAGCAGGCUUCAAUCUAUUUCUGGUGGCAGCACAUGAAUUUGGUCAUUCCUUGGGACUCGGUCACUCCGAUGACCGUCGCGCCUUGAUGUUCCCCACCUACCGCUAUGUAAACACAAACAACUAUCGCCUGUCUCAAGACGACGUCAAUGGAAUACAGUCACUAUACGGCAGACGGCGCAUGUAACUGCUUCCUACCAGUCGGGUGGCCCUUUAUCUAACAGUGCUUUGAUGGAAGGGCGUGAAAUGCUUGUGCAUUGGUAUAAUCCUGCAAUAAGAGUAAAUAUCUGAAAGUGUGACUAGAGAUGAGACAAAUAGCAAAUGGUGGCUUGCUGCAUUUGCAAUAUAACUAUAUCUAUGCUGGUAACGACUUACCAAAGGCAAGCAGAACUGUAAGCUGUAGUGGAUGGAAAUGAAGAGAAGAUCCAGGUUCCUUGAACUCAAAGCCUUUAUUUCAAAUCACAUAAAAUCCAUGGAGAGAAACCUGUAAAGUUGGCACAUUUCGUCCAACAGCAUGGUUGAACCGUGGUCGAAACGCUUCAACAUUUCAUUUUUCUUCCUAUGGAUAUUAUGCGAUUUGAAAUAAAGGCUUCAAGUUCGUGGACGCUGGAUCUUCUCUUCAUCUUCAUCUACUAUUGUGUCUCCGAUGCGUCUGUUCAUCCACAGUGACCAGUAAGAUGGUUUUACUUUCAGUGUAAGCUGUAGUACUCCACAUAUGUUGUAUGCAAAGGGCUUGAAAAUGGCUGACUUUUAUCACAUGUGUAUAGCCAGUUUCAAAUAAACAAUACCUUGCUUUGAA